AACAAAGUGUGGAUUCUCGUCCGUCUUUCUUUCUUGGUGAUUUGGUGGGAAAGGGACGAUCACUUUAAAUCCUUCAUCCACGCCAUUAACAAGUUUCUCGCGUCCAUGAUUAUACCCAAUUAAAUACUCAACCCCUGGAGAAAAUAGGAAUUCUAUAUUGUUUGAGGAAAAGUGAGAAUGUCAAUCGCUGGGAGUGAAAAUUAUCACGGUUACUCUGCGACCGUCUAGGCGGCUCGGCCAUAUUGAUUACGCGUUGACUGGUACAAGGUGUGUUUUUUAUCAUCGUCCAUCGGCUCUGGUUUUAUUCAUCGGGAAGCAGUGGGGUUGUGAGGUGACUGAGAGUGAAGCAUGAUGGCAGAUAUGGCCACUAUCCCCAACCAUACCUCACCCAUGAAGGCCAUCAUCAACAACCAGGUUGUCAAACCUGGUGAUGACAAGUCUUGGAAAGCACAGAUCGUGGUCCCCCCUAGAGACAGAAGGAAACGCACCUCCGACGUGACAGACACUAAAGGCAACGAGUUUGAGGACUUUUGUUUGAAGAGAGACCUGUUAAUGGGCAUCUUUGAGAAGGGUUGGGAGAGACCGUCGCCCAUCCAGGAGGCUUCCAUUCCUGUAGCACUUAGUGGGCGAGAUAUUCUGGCACGAGCCAAGAACGGCACUGGCAAAACUGGGGCCUAUUCCAUUCCCCUUUUAGAACAGAUUGACCCCAGUCAAAACCACAUUCAGGCGAUGGUGAUCGUGCCAACACGAGAGUUGGCCCUGCAGACUAGUCACAUUUGCAAUGAAUUAGCAAAGCAUAUUGGAGUGAAGGUUAUGGUCACGACAGGAGGUACCAAUUUAAAGGAUGACAUAAUGAGAAUCUACGAGACUGUACACGCUGUCAUCGCUACACCCGGAAGGAUCUUGGAUCUUAUGGAGAAGAAAGUAGCAAUCAUGGAUAAGUGCAAGAUGCUCGUCCUGGAUGAGGCGGAUAAAUUGUUAUCACAGGAUUUUAAAGGCAUGUUGGAUCGUGUGAUCUCCUAUCUGCCCCUAGAGAGACAAGUCCUUCUGUACAGUGCAACUUUUCCCCUCACAGUUGAGCAGUUUAUGAAGAAGCACUUAAGGUCUUCCCGCAGAUCACCCUAUGAAAUUAACCUGAUGGAUGAACUGACGUUGAAGGGAGUCACGCAAUACUACGCAUUUGUUCAAGAGCGACAGAAAGUCCAUUGUCUAAAUACACUAUUCUCCAAGUUACAAAUCAACCAAAGCAUCAUCUUCUGCAACUCAACCCAGCGCGUUGAACUGCUAGCCAAGAAAAUCACGGAUCUGGGCUAUUCCUGCUACUACAUCCACGCCAAGAUGGCCCAGGCUCACCGCAACCGUGUCUUCCAUGACUUCCGCGCUGGCCUCUGUAGGAACCUGGUUUGUUCUGAUUUGUUUACGAGAGGAAUAGACAUUCAAGCAGUCAACGUGGUAAUAAACUUCGACUUCCCAAAGAUGGCAGAGACUUACCUCCACAGGAUUGGUCGGUCAGGACGCUUUGGCCACUUGGGAAUUGCCAUCAACUUAAUCACGUAUGACGAUCGCUUUGCGCUUCACCGUAUCGAACAAGAACUGGGAACGGAAAUUAAGCCCAUCCCCAAGGUCAUUGAUCCAGCCCUGUAUGUUGCGGAACAUCACUUCGAAGACGACGACGAGGGAAACAUUAGCAAGUAACUCCCACGUAGAGCACCGAGAGUUAGUGGGAGAGAGAAGGUGUUAAUUCCCAGUUGUUUAUAAGAGUCCCCCAAGGCCACCAGUGCCAGCCAUCAUCAGGGAAGGCAGAAACACCACACUUGCUGCACAAGUCAUCGCCCUCGCUCGUCCAUCUGGAGGAACAUCUUCGACGGAUUAAGGAAAGGAUGAGAGUAACGUGUAAAAGAAAAAGAAUUUCUGAAAAGUUUACGGUGGGAAAAGUACGGAAUGGCCCUUGGAACGAAAGUUUAGUCAGUAGUGUGGAUUGAGACCUUUUCUCAGGUGGUUAUAUACAAAUGUAAAGUUAUAAAAGCACAUAGUGAUCUUUUUUUUGGGUGGGGGGGAGUUUUUAUUAUAAUACGGCAGCAGUGAUGCCGAGAAUGGCCGGCUACGUUCUCUGAUGCUCGGCCGGCUGGUCCACCAAUUGAACUGCUGCGACGGACGGCAAUACUGCACAGGCGAAGAGCAAAGUGAACGUGAUUACAGGAAGCUAGUGUUUCUACCGAAUAAGUGCUGUUGAAAAUAUUCUGUCUGAAGCGGCUGUUCUCUUACAGACGUUAGUGACUGAUAAUGACGAGAUACCGUCGUCCGGAAAACUGUGGGCUAGUGAAGCGGCGGAGGAGCGAUGGCACGUGUGACAGUAAAAAUCUCGGGGCCUCGUUCUUGGACAACAUUAAUUAUUCGCAAGACUUUACACUGACUGGCUUAUACAUGAAACCUUAUGUCGGGUUAUACAAAUGUUAGUCUGUGAUGUAUUUCUAAUGACUGGAACGGACCCUUCUUGUGUGUGUUUGUGUGCGUGCAUGGAGCAAAGACAAGUGAGCAAGCAAGAGUGAAAAUAUUGCCUCCCCUUGUGAAAUGUACAGUAUCUUGUGGUCUUGGCUACUGAAUAUUUAUGUACAGUUAGAUACAAGUGCAUUGUCUACCACGGUCUAUAUAUACUUUUCUAAAAAUUGACUUCCUCGUAAUUGCGUCAAAUGUUUUGAGGUUAAAAAAAAGCUUUUAAAAGAGCUCCAGGUUCCUAAACUCGGGGCUUCUUAAACUGACGUGACAAUGCACAUUUGUAGUUUUGUAAAUCUAUUUUUAUACAAGAUGGAGUCGUGAGCCACCAGUGACGUUAAGAGGGUUUGUUUUUUUCCAUCUGACAGUGGGUGGGUCCUCUUAGUGUCGGCCCGUUACCGUCGCUGGUGCUCCGUGCUCCGCUGUGUACAGUUUUCCGUGUAAAGGUCUGACUCCGCACUGACGUUAUACAACUUGCAAAGCAGGAUUAUUGUGGACGUUACCCACCGGUGCAGUGCCCUGAGAUAAAGACUCUUAACGUGAGGCACCGCGAGUCGGAUGUUUUCAAGACUUGCCAAGUCAGUGGUGAUGGGUUUGAUGGUCUCAGGACCUACGAUGGAUUUUUGUGAAACUUUGAAAGUUUUUGGAUUCGGACGAUCGCCUUCCUCGGUUAUACUUUGGCCCCGUCGUAAACGACACGGCCGAGACUUUGGCGGCACGAAUCCUUAAAUUUGGUUCUACAUAAAUAUUGGCUGCAGGGAAUCUCUCUGCACUUUUAUUAAUUUAUUUUUUUAUAUUGUUUUUUGUGACCCACCCAACUUCACCUGACAGACGAAAAAUUAUACCUGCUCCUGUAAAAAUUGAUCUCUUAUCUUCUCCUCAACUUUACAUAGUCAGGUGAAGUUAUUUUUCCUCUUCUAUAUAUUGGCAAAAAGUUUUAAAAUUUUCAAUCUGGCCGAAAGUGACGACGAAGAUUAGUCAGGUCAAAAUAUUGUAUCGGCCGAGGAGCACAAGACCAGUGGAUGGCGGUAAUCCUGCAGCCACUGUGUCAACCUGUUGUUUAAACUUGUACGCCAGGUGAGUUAGGAUGAACCGAGUCUUAUUCUAGUAACUUAACAAAAACAAAAUGAAGUUGACCUUUAUCUCCUCUUGCCUGGCAUCCUUCCUUCACUGUCUGUCUCCAAAAUUAGGAUUACCUUUACCUGGCCUCACAAGCCAGGAAGAUCGGUCGACCGUAGAGCAUUUCAGAGUCGUUGCGAGUCGUCCAGCCUGGGGUACACUGUCUCGGUGGCUCCCGGUAAUAUUUUGAAAACAAAAUAUUGAAGCUAGUAUGCAAAUUGUAUGGACAUAAAGAGGUUCUUCUCCUGCCAAGUGGGACAGUGUGUUGAAGGCUGGAGGGCUCGCACCUCUCUGGAGGCUUGGACGGUCACCUACCUUAAUGUGACUAGUAUUCUCUGGAUACUUUUAAAAAGCUUCACUUGUAAGCACUAGUUCCAGCAUUGCAACCAAGUGACCCAGGUGUUAGUGUAAUGACCUGAUGAGUGCUAUUUGUCCAGAUAAUACUAAACUUUAUAGUACAAUACAAGGACUCAACAACUGUACUGUACUGCUAGCUGCUGGUACAUCAUAACUGCAGCUUGUAAAUUUCAUGAAGACCAUGAAUUAAGAACGAAAUAGUGACAUAGGUUUUAUGAGUUAAUUAAAAUUGUUAUUCUUUAAAGUUUAUCUUGACGAGGAAUAUUUUUUUAUUCAAAUUAAUUAUGUUGAGAGUUUAUCUUUACAAGGAAUGCUUUUUACGGUGAGUCAUCUGCAUGGAAUUGUUACAGUUCUCAUGGAUUUUGUUUCAUUGUUAAAGAUUUAAACUUUUUAGAGGGAAUAUUAUUUUGAAUGAAUGUCACAUAUUGUUGUUAACUUAACAACUCAACUCAACUCAUUAUUUGUUUGAUACAAGAGGUGUUAACCCUUCAAGUGUGAGGUUGUCUGUACGUGUGUCCCAACCACCAACUUGGGUCGCCUCACUCACACUUACUGUUGUCUGCACACUCUAAUAAUGUUCAUUUUAAUUUAUGAAUAUGAAAAAUACUCAGUGUGACCAUUAAUAACUUUGAAUGAGUUAUAUUGAUAUUAUGAGCAUCAAAAGUUUAGAUUAUUAAUAUUGUUGGGACUGUGGCUUAAGACCAGCACAGGACCCACUAGGGGGGGAUGGGGAAAAACAACAAAAAAAAGUCUGCAUCAAAAUGAGUGAGGAAAAGUUAGAUUGUAAACCUCCUUGGAAAUUUCUUUGUUUAACGUUUGUAUUCUUAUACAAAUUUGUUAAAAUUAUUUGGUCAAAAUUAAAGAAUCCUCACUCCA
Messenger RNA from Homarus americanus (American lobster), 4845 nucleotides. It is a transcript of the gene me31B, whose product is annotated as ATP-dependent RNA helicase me31b-like. The coding region runs from base 349 to 1695 and encodes 448 amino acids. Gene Ontology annotation, molecular function: mRNA binding; ATP binding; RNA helicase activity. Lineage: Eukaryota; Metazoa; Arthropoda; Malacostraca; Decapoda; Nephropidae. The record is from RefSeq and is a predicted model, not a curated record. The transcript is spliced from 10 exons. Gene Ontology annotation, cellular component: P-body; cytoplasmic stress granule. Gene Ontology annotation, biological process: P-body assembly; cytoplasmic stress granule assembly.